Molecule: messenger RNA, 650 nt
Organism: Ilyonectria robusta
Lineage: Eukaryota; Fungi; Ascomycota; Sordariomycetes; Hypocreales; Nectriaceae
Exons: 1
Coding region: 48-560 (170 amino acids)
Biological process (GO): chromate transport
Molecular function (GO): chromate transmembrane transporter activity
Source: RefSeq, a predicted model, not a curated record
GUGGGGCAUACACUGCGAUACCUUUUGUUCAGGUCGAAGCCGUCCUGAUGGGCGGAUGGCUCCCCCAGAGCGUGUUCAUCGACGCCAUUGCCAUCGGCAACGUUCUGCCCGCGCCACUGGUAAUCUUUGCGACUUUUGUCGGAUUUCAGGGAGGAUAUGUGGAUAAGUCGCUCGCAAAUGCCUUCGCUGGUGCGGUAGUUAUUACGUUGGGCAUGUUCUUUUCGUGUUUCCUCUUUACCAUUGCGGGGCACAAUUUGCUCGAGAAGUUAGUUCGGAACAAGGUCCUCGCCAGUUUCUUCGACGGCCUCUGCGGCUCAGUCAUUGGUGUGAUUGCCAUCAUUGCGACGCAGAUCUUGAAAGCUAGCGUCCAGGGAUCCAUCGACAAGUUCAAAGACAAGCCCAUGGCAGAGGCGAUUGCAAUGACUGCUCAGGUCGGGCCUGCUGCAGUGCUUUACCUGCUUGCUCUGGCUGCUCUCUACAAGUUCACGAACAAGUACACGGCUCUUCUACUGGUGAUUUGCGGUGCCGUAGCUGGUCAAUUUCUUUUCGUCGUUCAGUGAGAAGAUACGCUUUAUUGAGCUGGCCUGAAAGCGCUGUUGGGAGUCGGGCAUUUUGCCGUGGAGUAACGAUGUAUUUUGAUACCUGCCUUU